CUCGGCCUCGGGCAUCCGGCGAGGCGCCGGCCGUGGACGCUGCUGCGUCGGAGGUGGCCGGGUCGCUGGCCUGGCUGUUGCCGUCUCCUCACGUGAUCUGCCCUCAGAGCCGCCUUUUUUUCACAGCCGCCCAGGCUCGCUCUCGGCGGGAUCUCGCAAAGACCCAGCCGCGACGCUGCGAGAUUUCGACCGGGCCUGUUCUCAAGCGGACACCUGAGCCUCCCCCCUCCUGUCCAGAUCAAGCUUGGGACGCAGCGUGGCCACCCUCUCCACGCGAGACAACUCUGCAGCCUCUGUCGAGACAGCUCUGCCCUAGAUUCGGUCCCGACCCCAGUCCCACAUCCGUGCCCGACACUGUUGCUUCCAUCCGCCCAAUGUCCUCUGAGAAGUGGCUGCCCCGCUACGAGGAGCUCGACGGCCUCAUCUUGAGCGUCUUUACCGACUCGUCCAGGUCUCUGCAGCACGAACUCGGUGUCUUGCUCGAGGACAACCGCCAUCGCAUCGUCUCGUUCUUCAGAAACGAGUUUCAUCAGCCCCGGAAACUGACUCGAGCCGAUGUCGCUCGGGAAGAAAACAAGCCCACAGACACAUACAUCGAGUACGUCAAUGUCUUUGGCGACAUCCUCAAGGUCGACGGCCUCUACAACCUGCCCGCCGUUGCCUCGUCUUCGCGAUCCCGGCUCGACAAGAACCCGCUCGAAGCCGGCAUCUACAUCUACCACGCAGACUCGCAGUACCUGAUUGCGUGCUUGCUGCAUCUGCUCGUCGGCUCGGCCGAUGCACGGAUUCCAGAGUCGACGCGCAAGCUGUUCCGGCACCAUCUCGACGAGAUCAUCCAGCAGGUCCCGCAGGGCUUCCUGCAGCUUUGCCUCAAAUACCUCUCUGCCCUGCACACCAGGAUCUCGGCCCACAAGACCUCGGCGUCAGCGGCCGUUCCGGCUUCGCUGCCGGCCUCUCUAACGGCAGACGAAUACAGGGCGCUUGUUAGCCUGCACGUCUCCAAGCUCGAGCAACAGAGCCUCGAUGUCGCCAAUCUCAUCUUCCACCUGUCCUACUACGCCGAUCUCUCCGAGUCCGAUCUCCGAACCGUCGUCCAGACCCUCAAGUCGUACGAGGACCAGCCCGUAUACGUCCUGUAUCUCCUGAGCUCGAUCCUGACUCUGGACAAUCAGAGGACAGUCAGCUCGAACACGGUCUUCCAGCUGAUCGACAAUGCGGCUCUGUUUAGGUCCCCUGAGCUCCGCUCGGUCCUGGCUCUCAAGAUCGGAAUGCAGCUCUCCCAGCAUCGCGCUGGCAACUCCAGCGGCGGCAUAGACGACACGGUGCGGCGGUACAUCGAUAUUGCCGUCUCCACGCCCAUCUUCCGAUAUCUUGUUGGCGUCGUCGAGAACGCCAAGUCGGUGCUGGAGAAGGAGUCGCUUAGCCUGUUCCUGCAGCUGAUCAAGGCCACCGUCGACAGCUUCCUGAAGAACAUGGGGCGCACCAUCUCCGACCUCAAAAACCGGAACGAAGACUCGCCCGAAAACUCCAACUUUGAGUAUCUGCUCCGCCUGAUCUCGACCAUUCAUGGGCAGGAGCCUGAUUUUGGCGUUGACUAUUGGAGAGACAGCCAGCUCUUCAACUUUGUCAAGUGGGCCCGUGGCCUGCGCUCCACGCUGCUGAUCCAAGCCUAUAUCGACAUGGUUGGCUCGAUCGCCUGCGGCCCGCUCAGCGCCAACUUUGCCCUGACCUUUCUGGAGGAGCAGGGCCUGUGGAAGCUGCUCUUUCUCUCCCUCAACAAGCACACGGCCGCCUUUACCAACCCAACCACCAAGGGCAAGUCCAUGGAUCCCGAGGAGAUCGAGACGAUGCUGGCGUUCCUGCGGCUGCUCAAAAACGUCGUCACCCACUCGCCAGAGGCCCGCAUCACACUCAACGAAGUCCAGCACUACCGUGCCGUCACUUCGCUCUUUGGGCUCCUUGUCUGCAAGAUUUCGAUCGAGCUCAAGGCUGCCCUCUUUGACACCGUCGCUGCCUUUGCCCUCCCCAUCGAGCACGCUUCCCACACCGAUAUCACGCAGCAAAUCUGGCUCUACAUGGAGGACGCCCAGGUCAUCUCGACGCUCCCACCGACCCAGAGUCAGAGCCAUCCCCAGCCCCAGAUCGAGGGUCUGCUCUACGACCUCGAGGAGACAGAGACCGCCUCCCAGACAUACCCGGAGACCCUGGCCUUCAUCCGGCUCAUCAACAACCUGCUGCAUCCACACAAAUAUGCCCUCAAUGCGGUCACCUUCAACACCCUUGGCGCUGGGCACCGCGUCCCGGGCAUCCGGCCGUACAUUCUCUACAUCAUCAACAAUGUGUUCUUGAAGCUGGAUACGCGCCCGUACGCCAACAAGCCUGAGAAGUACACUCUCUACGACGCCUGCUUGACCCUGUUUGAGCGCUCGAUGGUGAGCUUUGAUUUCCGCAAGAUGAUCGUCGACCACGAACUUGCCAUUCAGUCCGUCCCCGGCACGCCCGAGCAGAUCGACCCUGUCGCCGACGCCUUCCAAACGGCUCUCACGCGCCACCCAGGCUUUGAGAUCUACCGCCGUGUGCUCUCCCCCCCUGGCUCCGAGUUCAACCUGAAGCUCUUUGGCAUCCUCAAGGCGAACUUGGAGACCCUCAAUCAGACUGAUCCAGCGGGCGAAGUCAUCCGAAACUGCGUUCUUUUGGCCAUGCGCAUCGUCUACCGCAUUUUGCAGGAUCAAGAUGCCUUCAUCUCCGGCGCCAUUCGCACCCUGAUCGAGCUGAGGUCGAUCGCAAGUCCCAAGGUGAUUCUGGAGCCCCCAACUGUCGUUGACCUCAGCCAGUCGCUUGUCCAGCGGAGCGAUGUGGUUGUGCACCUUGCCCGCCUCAUCAACGUGCACGAGAGCCACGAGAUCUGUCUGCUUUCGGUCCACAUCAUCAAUGCCAUCUCGCACACAAGUGUUUUUUCGACCAUUGUUGGCGACGGCCACGUCCGAAUCAACCGUCUUGUCAAGUUCCUGGCCGGGUCUGAGUACUUCCGCCAAAUCAUCUACGGAUUUGUCGAGCGCCUGGAGCUUGAGGAGUCCGAGGAGCUCGAAAGCGAAGCCAAUGUUCCCGAGGCGAAUCUCACGCUCAAGGCUCCCGUCCGAUCCGGCCUCGUCAACGACAUCCGCAUCGCCAUCCUCGACUUGUUCCUGUCCAACGUCACAACGAACGUGCCGCCGCCCACGGUGGCCCACCUGCUGCUGGGCUACGACGUCAGCCGCCCGUUCUCGCAGACAAAAAUCGUUGACCCCAACUCGCCAAAUGCGACCAUCUCGUGUCUGCACGUCAUCCUCUCCUUGCUGGCACUGGACACGCCCUUCAAGGCCGAUCGGACCGAGAUCGACCGCCGCACCCUGGACUUGGACCAGCACGCACGCAAGGCCUUUUCCAACAACCACCCGCUGCUGAGUGAAAAGUGCCACGAGCUCAUCUACCGUCUGUGCGCCAACCCACAGACCUCUGGACCCACCACCCGCUAUCUCCGAACGCGCGAGUCCUUCUUCUGCAACCAGAUCAAGGGCAUCUACCUCGAGAUCGAGGCAGCCAAUCGCCCUGGCCAUGACGGCGACACGGCCAUGAACGGCAACUCGGCUCACUCAGAAAACAUGCCCGUCAAGCUGGCGCAGCUCCACCGCAGGUCAUGGCUCAUGAAGUCGAUCGCCCUCGAGCUGCACCUCACCUCAAUCCGGCAACAAAAGAACUACACCCAGCGUGUGAUCGAUCUGCUGUUCAAGAGCCAGUCGCCCGAGGACAACCGAAUGGACGAGGGCCGGGAGCAGCCGCUGCCUGUCAUCCUCGAGCUGCUCAAUUUCCUGGUCAUCCGCUUCGAUAACCUCGAAGAGAGCCCCAUCUUUGGCGAAAACUAUUUCAAACCCUCGCUUUACCACGAGUUCUUGGUGAGCAACUCUCGUGGCUGCCUUGUCUAUGACAUCCGAACUAUCCACGAAUACCUUAUGCACCACCGCCCUGGCGGCAACGAUAUCCUCGGGAUGCGUCAGGCAGCCAAGAGCAUCCUGGCCAAGCUCGUGGAGCGCAAUGCUGUGCGCGAGCUCUUCCACGCUAGCCAGGAGUGCAUCAGCGCCUGGGCUCAAAUCGUCAACACUACGCUGACCUCCAGCCUGGAGUGCAUUGACCCCGAGACCCGCCACGAGAUCCUGCGAGACAUCCUCCGGGCGAUCCUGGAGCGAGUUGAUGCAACCGAAACCGAGACGGCCACGGCCGAGACCAUGUCCGGGGUGGUGAUCCAUCUGGUCGCCAAGCUCCGCCAGAACCGCUAUAGGACGAGCGGCCUUGGCGUCAGCGCCCCUGCCCAGCUGCAACCUUCGCACACAACUACUCCUUUCCGACUGCCCGAGUCGACUCACCGGGCCAUCCUGGACGGCAUCGUCAGGGGCAUCACCCGGCCGGACUCGACCAUGUUUAUGCGUGGUAACUACUACGGCGCUCUUCUGCAGUACCUCGAGUAUGCAAUCAUGCCCGAGCCUCGUCUCCUGUCCAUCGGCUCCGAUGUCAGCCUUCACAGCAUCGAGAAUGGCGGCGAGCGCAUCUACGAAGUCAUUUGCCGCGAUGCCGUCGACGGCGACGCCAUCUGGAAGACCGUCGCCUUUUCGGUCCUUGCCUCAUUGGUCAAUCUGCGCAACAAGAGCAGCAACAACCGCGGAGCCAACCGCGACUUGGUUGGCUUCUUGACUCGCCGCAGUUUCCUUCGUAGCUUUGUGGCCAACCUGGCAAAGGACGACGAAGUUCUGCAGCUUCUCAUCCGCGACGGCGCCGAAGAUCGCCUUGAUGCCCUGUAUAUCUACGAAACCAAGAUGACGCUGCUGCUGCGUAUCGCCCAGACUCCUGAAGGCGCCGCAAGCCUGUUCGACUCUGGCAUCAUGGACACGCUCAUCCGCCUCAAGUUUAUCGAUCAGCGUCCCGAAAUCGACACCACGUCCCUUGAUCUCAGCACCCUCUUCCCGGCCAAGGUUGAGCGUUACCAGAUGGCACUUACAUCGGCGCUCCGCCUGAUUACCACCCUCGUCGAGCAACUCAGCGGCCGCAAGAGCAUUGUCGACAAGAUCGAGCAGUUUGUCCUGCAACACCAGAACGUCAUCAAUGUCAUCAUGCGCGACCGACGAAGCGUCGUCACCGUUGACUCGCUUAGAGAGCUGGACCAGAUAACCACCAUUCUGUCGUUCCUGUCGAUCCGCUCCCGCGCUCUCGAGUCUGUGCUCCCCGGCAGCGGCCAGCACACCUUCCAGACCCUCAUGACCGAUGUGUUUGCCAGGUACUCUCUGCCUCACAAAUGGCUGACUCAGCUGCGAGCUACCACCGACGUCGAAGUCUUCAAGCAGAGUGAGCGCUCCUCAUUGUCGGACACUGCCAUUCUGCACCACGAGGCCAUCACGGUCUCGCAGCAGAUUUGCAGGAAUGUCUUGAUCUAUCUCCAAGCAAUCACUGACCCCGGAGAUCACCAGUUCCGGCCCUUCUUCAGUCCCUCACUUGCCCACGACGAUGGGCGAUAUCAGAACUCUGACGGCCAUCCUCCGCUCUCGGUCCUCUCGUCGCACCUGGAAUAUACCUUUAGCCAGUACAGAGUCGCAGUCAAACUCCACCUGGAUCUGCAAAAGAAGCUCCUGAAUCCCAGUCAACUCGAAGCUGGCGAGGUCGAAAAGAUCAUCUUGAAAAGCGGUGCCCUCAAGGAAGGUCUCACCAAGGCACAGAAGGAGGAGAUCUGCCAGCUCGAGCUGCAGAGCGUUGUGAAGCAGGCCCGACGAAAGAUAUCGUCAUCGAUCUUGAUCAUCGAGCAUCUCCUGCUGCUGCUCUGGAGACACCUCAAGUACUUCCUGUCGUCGCCCUCAAAGAAGCCUCACGAGCUGCUCCGAGUGUCGACGGCCCCAGACAGCCGCGACACUAUCCGUGAGACCAUGGCACAGCGAAGCGAGGCUGCCCGGACCCUCGUCCCGCUGCUCAAGUCUCUGCAGGAGCUCGAUCUGGACGACUCCUUGAUCAAGCAUGCCUCUGAGCGGGCGGCUUUGAGCCAGUCCAUCUCCCGCCAGAUCAUCAGUCUUCUGCAGCCGCAACAGUGAACCUCUCACUCGUGGGUGCGGGAUGUGGAUGGUGGUCCCUUUGCAAUGCACUGUCGCCAGAACUGCCAAAGAAAUAUGAUCUCUCUUGCGACCCCGAGUCACGCACAUCCAU
Polychytrium aggregatum is the source of this 6219-nucleotide messenger RNA. RefSeq names its product nucleoporin Nup186/Nup192/Nup205. Gene Ontology annotation, biological process: nuclear pore organization. Gene Ontology annotation, molecular function: structural constituent of nuclear pore. NCBI's taxonomy places the organism in Eukaryota, Fungi, Chytridiomycota, Chytridiomycetes, Polychytriales. The record is from RefSeq and is a predicted model, not a curated record. Bases 375 to 6107 code for a protein of 1910 amino acids. The transcript has 11 exons. Gene Ontology annotation, cellular component: nuclear pore inner ring; nuclear pore.